Messenger RNA from Drosophila persimilis, 3470 nucleotides. RefSeq names its product adenomatous polyposis coli protein (gene Apc2). The transcript is spliced from 4 exons. Lineage: Eukaryota; Metazoa; Arthropoda; Insecta; Diptera; Drosophilidae. Gene Ontology annotation, cellular component: cytoplasmic microtubule; catenin complex; beta-catenin destruction complex. Gene Ontology annotation, molecular function: microtubule binding; beta-catenin binding; gamma-catenin binding. The record is from RefSeq and is a predicted model, not a curated record. Gene Ontology annotation, biological process: negative regulation of microtubule depolymerization; regulation of cell differentiation; negative regulation of canonical Wnt signaling pathway. Bases 71 to 3340 code for a protein of 1089 amino acids.
AUUAAGGAUCAACUGGUGACAGUGAUCUCUACCUGCAGGUGCGACAAUAAAGUAGUAGGUAUUUGAAGCCAUGACGCUAAACGAGAGUGACGCUACGCGAUUGGAACUGACGCGGAACUUUUUGGAGCUUUCCCGAAAUGUGGAGACCUGCACCGAUCUGCGCAGCUCCGAUUGCAUUCAAAUACUGGUGCAGAUCUUGCACGCCAAUGACGAGGGCCUGGCCACAGCCCGAAAAUAUGCCAGUCAAGCGCUGCACAACAUCGUCCACAGCAAUCCUGAGGAAAAGGAGCGCCAGCGGGAGGUUAAGAUGCUGCGGCUGCUCGACCAGAUCCUGGACUAUUGCAACUUUCUGCGCACUCAACUGCAGAGCGGUGGCGAGGCCAUAGCCGAUGACGAGGAUCGCCAUCCCCUGGCUGCCAUGAAACUGCUGAUGAAGGCCAGCUUCGAUGAGGAGCAUCGCCAGACCAUGUGCGAGCUUGGCGCCCUAAAGGCGAUUCCGAAUCUGGUGCAUCUCGAUCAUGCAGUCCACGGGCCGGCAGCGGGACGCGAGCAGUGUAAUGCGUUGAGGAGCUAUGGACUCAUGGCUCUGACAAAUCUCACAUUUGGAGAUGAAAACGUCCACAACAAGUCCUACCUAUGCGGCCAGCGUCAAUUUAUGGAGGUAGUAAUUGCCCAGCUAAACACGGCUCCCGAUGAUCUGCUUCAGGUCCUGGCUGGCGUUUUGCGCAAUCUGUCGUGGCGCGCCGACAAGCAUAUGAAGACCAUCUUCAAUGAGCUGGGCACGGUGACGGCCCUGGCCCGGGCAGCCAUGCAGAACAAGAGCGAAAACACACUGAAGGCGGUGCUGUCGGCUCUGUGGAAUCUCUCGGCUCACUGCAGCACCAACAAGGCGGAGUUCUGUGCUGUUGACGGAGCACUAGCCUUUCUAGUGAGCAUGCUCAGCUACGAGGGGCCCAGCAAGACACUCAAGAUCAUCGAGAAUGCUGGCGGUAUCUUGCGCAACGUCUCGAGUCACAUCGCCGUAUGUGAAUCGUAUCGUGAGAUUCUACGAAGGCACAACGGCCUGUCCAUCCUACUGCAGCAGCUAAAGUCAGAGAGUCUGACCGUGGUAAGCAACUCUUGUGGCACACUGUGGAACCUGUCGGCCCGCUGUCCCGAGGACCAACAGUUUCUAAUCGAUCACAAUGCCAUUCCGCUGCUACGUGCCCUGAUCGCCUCCAAGAAUUCCAUGAUUGCCGAGGGCAGUGCCUCGGCUCUGAAGAAUCUGGUCAACUUUAGGGCCGCUCUAGAACUGAUACCCAACGGUGAUUCCCUUUCCCUGGACAACGAUCCAGGACAUGCGGGAACCCUGCCCCGACGGUAUAGCUCACUGCGUCUUAGUUCCAAUCCCACGGGAUCGCUGAAGAAAGUUCGACCUUCCACAGUCGGUGUCGGCGUUGGCAAGGGUGAAUUUUUGACCAGAAAAUGCGGCGGCAGUCGGGAAUCCAUUUAUUCGGGAAAAUCCGAUUCCACAAAAUACUCAAGCAAGUCCGAGGGCGGGGCGAAGAACCCCUUUGAGAUUGUAACGCCCACGGAGGAGCAACCCAUUGACUACUCCAUGAAGUACAUGGAGCAUAAGCCGGACACCAAGACUUUCGAGAUCGACUUGGAUCAGCCCACGGACUUUAGUGCACGCUACAAAGAGCGACGAUCCAUACCAUUAGGCACCACCGCACAGCCACAGCUGAAAACAGAGACAAAUGAGAUUAUUAGCGAUGCGUUGCCGCUGUCCAAAUCAGACUCCACAUCGGAGGGGGUUCCACUUUCCGCAACGAAGCAGAAAAUUGGAACAGAGACACAGGGAGAGCAUCCGAUCAACUAUUGCGAGGAGGGAACACCGGGCACUUUCAGUCGCUUUGAUUCCCUCAACAGUCUGACAGAGAAGACUGAUAAAUCUCACCCAAUGGCACCCAAAACGCCCACAAAGCCACAACAGCCGCCUGGAGCUCUGGCGCUGCACAGCAAUACGCCGCAAAACAUCGACUCGGCGCUGGAGACACCCUUGAUGUUCUCGCGACGCAGUUCGAUGGACUCGCUGGUGGGCGGUGAUGAGACGAUUGCUUGCGACGAUAAUGGAUCCGUCAUCAGCGAAUACAGCCGAAUGCAGAGCGGUGUUAUAUCGCCUUCAGAGUUGCCCGAUUCCCCCACCCAGAGUAUGCCACAGUCGCCGCGACGCGACCGUAAGAUGCCCAAUCUCCCGAACGGACAGAAUCAGAUUGAGACGACGACGACGACCCCAAGGAAAGCUGGCAAUGUGUUCGAGGACAAACUGAACAGAUUCCACAUAGAACACACGCCCGCCGUCUUCUCCUGUGCCACCAGCCUCAGCAACCUGAGCAUUCUGGAUGAUUCAAAUGCCAACGGCAAUCGUGAAAGGCGUGGAAACGACAUCAAUGGAAAUGGAGACGCCCCACGCAGCUACUGCACGGAGGACACACCUGCCCUGCUCUCCAAGGCGCCCAGCAACAGUGAUCUGUCGAUUCUGUCCAUACCCAACGAUUUGAAUGCCAACGAGGAGCGAGUACCGCCUCCACGCGUGCCAGUUUUGGGCACAGAGCACACAACCACAGAGGAUGCCAUCUCCAAGAUGCGUUGCGGCGGCAGCUCGCUGCCAAGCUAUUUGCCAGUUACCGACGAGAUGAGCAAAUACUACGUGGAGGACAGCCCAUGCACCUUCUCGGUAAUUUCUGGACUAUCCCAUCUGACUGUAGGCUCCACUCGAGCAGGUCCAGUCUCUCAACUUCCCAUGCUCCUCUCCGAAGAGGCACCCAAGCUGCCGCCCAGACGCAAUGCCUCGCAAGCAGAAGUGGAGCCGCGUCUGCCGCCGAAGAGAAACGACUCGCUGUCCUCUCUCUCCAUGGACUCGGAUGACGACUGCAAUCUGUUGAGUCAGGCAAUAGCGGCAGGUAGCUGCCGACCACAACCAAGCGGGGCCAGUGCCAGCACCAGUUCCAGUCAUGCCAACACCAGUACCAGCACUCUGUCCAAGACAAAUGGCCAGCGGAGACAGACCGUGGAUGAUGGCAGCAAGCUGAACUAUAGCUCGGAUGAUUCCUUGGACGACGAUGAUGGUCAGUCCAAGUCGCUGUUCGAGCAAUGCAUCCUCAGUGGCAUGCACAAAUCCAGCGAUGCCCUUGAGUCCGAGAGUGAACCCUCAUCUGCGCAGGGACAGGGACUGGGACAGGAGGGAAGCGCCCGCGAUCGAUUUGUCAGCAAUCAGGUGAGGCAGAUCGAGUCCAUGUUGGCCGGAGGACGACCACAUCCCACUGCCAGUAGUCGCCAGCAGGAGCAUCGAGUGUAGGAAUCGAGAGAUUGAUUGAGAAGCAACACGCACACACACAUUUUUCUGGUGGCUUUUUAUCUUUUGUCUAUGCUGUAACACGGUCUCAAUUUUCCUAUAGUUCAGAUUAAAAAUUUGCACUUAAAUUUAA